GGCCACGACUUAUCUAUUCAAUCUUCAUUUUCAUUUUUAUUUUUUUUCAUCUCAUUGUCUCACCUAGAGCGUUGAAUGCACGGCCCUACACUAGCGCGUGAAACAACCUCCCACUCCCAUAGAGCCAGCCACCUUCUUUCUUACCCUGUUCAAACAAACAAAGAAAAAAUCCGCAAAAACAAGAAGGAACGAAGAAAGAAACAACCCUGAAACUAACGAACCCUUGAAUCCGCCAUGAGCGACCACCAUCCUCGGUUGCACCACCUUCGUUCAACCUCUCACCUCUUGAAAGAAUCAUUCUCCUCUUUCUCCUCCAAUUUCCUCACAUUUUUGUUCCUUUCUCUUUUAACUCUUUCUUUUCGCACCCUCGUCGAAACCGGCACCGCCCAUGUCACCUCCUUCAUCGACCGCGACCCUUCCCUCCGCGCCCUCCUCUCCCGCCUCGACCUCGCCGGAAACUCCCACAAUCACCACAACAGCAACAACGGCCACCACGACCUUCCUUCUCCGAACAACCUCCGCCACCGCCGCCGCCCCUUCCUCCACCUCACCCGCGUCGGAACCCUAGACGACGAUUUCUUCUCCGGCGACGACGACGACGCCCGCUCCCUCUUCGGCUCCAUCCCCAAACCCUCCUCCAACGCCACCCUCCUCGCCCUCUCUCCCUUCAAAACCACCUCCGCCUUCUCCGAUCUCCUCGCCGACGACGGAAUUAGGGUUUCCCAAGUCAUCCGCUCUGGCACCACCUUCAACACUCAAGGAUUAUCCUCCUUAUCGUCGCACCACGACGACGACGACGACGACGACGACAGCGAGGAGAAGGAAGAACCGAAGAAAGAGAAGGUUGAUUUGCAAUUCUUCGUGAAGGGGAUCGAGGUGGGCCGCCGCGACGCUGCGGCUCUCUUCUUUCUGGUGAGUUUCCUCUCCGCCGCGUACGGAUGGGUGAUCCUCGUUUUCCUCGUGACGUAUUCGUGGGUGUUGGGCGUCGUUUUCGUUUCCGUCGUGAACGAUCUGUUGGGUAGGUUUAGUUCCGUCACCGUUUUGGUUUGGGAAGGUUCGAGAUUAGGUCUGAAGAGGCUUUCGGGGUUUAUUCUGAUGCGUUGGGCUGUGAGGGACGCGUUGACUCAGCUUCUAGGGUUGUGGUACUUUGGAGAAAUUGAGGAUCAGUACUCGUUUUUCAAGCUCUUUGUUAGGUUAAAGUUGAUGCCUUUCUCGAUUAUGUCCCCUUGGGUUAGGGGGUUUGAGAGGGAGAUUUCUGGGUUUUUGUUUACUUGGUUUUUGGUGGAUACUUUUGUGGCUUUUAUAUUCUCUGUGGAUGCUUGGGUUGCCAUUGUGGACUCGAGGAAGAGUGGGAGGGAGAUUGUGAAGGAAGGGUGUUAUUUGAUAUCCACUAUGUUGAAUCAGGCUAUUCAGGUUAAGUGCUUGGAGGCUAUACUUUGUGGGUCCUUUGUGAGGUGGGGUUUGAGCCGGGUUUGCGGGAGGUCGUUCGCCAAGAUGUUUCAGUCCACCAUGGAGGUUUACUUCAUGGUGACUUGGCUUUUGUUUUACUUUGCGGCGCGGUGUAAGGACGCCAAUCUUCAUGGUAGGAGGUUCGGGCAGAGGGAGUUGGAGGGCUUGGUUGAAGGUCACAGAUGAUGCUUGAUAGUGGUUGGCUUUGGAUGGAUGUGGUUUUAUUUAUUUUUUAAUUGUGAUGCACAAGUAGCAGCAGCAAAUAGCAAUGUUUCACUGGUUCUUUGUGUCUCCCACUUUUUGCAGUCAAUGUUGACUGCCAUUCUAUAGUUUUUGUCACCAACGAUGAUGUCUUGAAUAUGUACUUCACCAGAAGGCUGAUAUAAUUCUCGUGUAUAUUCUGAAUGAGGGUAGUUCUUAUGUAUAUUAUUCAUGGAAUUGUUGAAUUAGUUCCUCAAUAUGUGUUGGUGAUAUGAUAGUCACAAUUACAAGGUUUGAGAAAUGAAGAAUGGUAACGAUUUUUCUCCAUGCAACAUGGGGGGGUUUUGUUGUGAUGACAAAAGUUAACUGCGUAGCACUUCUGUUUGUUUGGUGUUAUACUCUAUCCUUUACGGGCAUUUGGUGGCUUGACUUGGACAUCAUCUACAAACAAUGAAAAACACUUUAAUAUGCAGAAAGAACAGCGAAAAUUAUUAGUGAGUUAUGUAUUGUUUUCCUCCCCUUUUAGAAAUUCUCCAAGAAGGAUGUUCAGGCUAUAUUAACUUUUUGUUUGUUUUGUAUGAUUAUCUACAACUUUUUUCCAAACGAGCCUUUACAUAUGCUGUAUGUAUAGAAUCAUCUUGUAGAAAGUUCAUAAAACUUGUUUUGAAUCAUGGAGUUACUUUGGCCAAGUUUGAAUGAGGAAAAAUUUAGGCUGAUAAGUGAUAACAAAAUUAGGGCUGUAUGAGAGGGGCUUUCCAAGUGUUGAAAUUAAUUGUUGAAGAGCUUUGUGUUUAGUUCUACAAAACGGAUGUUUGUAUAGUCAAAGUAAAUACUUGAUGUUUUC
Molecule: messenger RNA, 2494 nt
Organism: Glycine soja
Lineage: Eukaryota; Viridiplantae; Streptophyta; Magnoliopsida; Fabales; Fabaceae
Exons: 1
Coding region: 235-1635 (466 amino acids)
Source: RefSeq, a predicted model, not a curated record